GGGAGGGCUGAGCAUUCCUCUGUGCGUGGCCAGGCAUUACAUUUGCUUUAAGAAAGUGCUUCCUUUAUGGCAUGACGGAAAAUUACAUCUAACAAGCACAGGUCUUCUGGGAUUGUGUUCUGAAGUCUUCUUCUGCAAUGCCUCACAGGACAAUACAUAUUUUUCGUAAAGGACUCAGACUUCAUGACAACCCUACGCUGUUAUCAGCACUGGAGUCUUCUGAGGUCAUAUAUCCGGUGUACAUUUUAGAUAAGUGCUUUUUGACGUCAUCUAUAAACAUUGGAUCAAAACGCUGGAAUUUUAUCCUACAGUCCUUGGAAGAUCUAAAUUGUAAUCUCCGGAAAUUAAACUCUUGUCUCUUGGUGAUCCAAGGGGAAUAUCAACAGGUCUUGAGGGACCAUGUUGAUAAAUGGAAAAUUACACAAGUCACUUUUGACCUUGAGGUUGAACCUUACUUCAAAGAGAUGGAUGAGAAGAUAAAAGCAAUGGGCCAAGAGCUAGGUUUUCAAGUAAUGUCUCUGGUUGUUCAUACCCUUUAUGAUGUCAAUAGGAUUCAAGCUCAGAAUGGUGGAACUCCUCCUCUGACAUAUAAACAGUUUCUACGUGUCCUGUCAGUUCUUGGUGAACCCGAAAAACCAGCACGCACAAUCACCAUAGACGACUUUGUAAAAUGUCCAACCCCCCCUGAGGUUUUCCUAGAUGAAAAAUACAGCGUACCAUUUCCAGAGGAUCUGGGCUUACCUAGAGAUUCAACAAGCAUUUGGAUCGGUGGGGAAUCUCAGGGACUGGCUAGAUUUGAACAUCAUUUAGAAAAACAGGGAUGGGUAACUCAGUUUUCCAAACCUCAAACAAUCCCAAAUUCCUUUCUGCCAAGCACAACUGGCUUGAGCGCCUACUUCAGCUUGGGAUGUCUGUCUGCCAGACUAUUUUAUUACAGACUAUCUAACAUAUAUGCUCAGUCAAAGAAUCACUCCCUUCCACCGGUAUCUCUUCAAGGACAGCUGCUCUGGAGAGAAUUUUUCUAUACUGUUGCAUCUUCGACCCCAAACUUUAAAAGGAUCAAAGGAAAUCCAAUUUGCCUCCAGAUAAACUGGUCUGAAGACCAAGAAAAGCUUGCUAAGUGGAAAUCGGGCCAGACUGGAUUCCCAUGGAUUGAUGCCAUUAUGACGCAAUUACGUGAAGAAGGGUGGAUCCAUCAUCUUGCGCGACAUGCCGUAGCUUGUUUUUUAACUAGAGGAGACUUAUGGAUUAGCUGGGAAGAAGGAAUGAAGGUCUUUGAGGAGCUGCUGUUGGAUGCAGACUAUAGUAUUAAUGCAGGAAAUUGGAUGUGGCUUUCAGCUAGUGCUUUUUUCCACCAUUACAAAAGGAUAUUUUGUCCUAUAAGUUUUGGAAGGCGGACUGACCCAGAGGGUAACUAUAUAAGAAAAUAUUUACCAGUGCUGCGCAAUUUUCCUGCAAAGUACAUCUACAAUCCAUGGACAGCUCCAGAAGAUAUCCAAAAACAGGCUGGGUGUCUGAUUGGUAGGGACUAUCCUUUACCCAUGGUGAAUCACAAAACAGUCAGUGAACACAACUUGAAGCUAAUGAAACAAAUCAGAGAACAACAACAUAAGACAGCCCAGCUUACUCGAGAUCUUGUAGAUGACCCUGUGGAAAUCAAUGUAAAACACCAUAUUGAAGAUGACAAAUCCUGCACCUCUGAAAACAAUACCAAAAAGCUGCGAUGUCCUGAAGACGUUUGGAUGGAACACAUACAAAAUGAUGAACAAAUUGUGGAGCCUUGUGAACUGAAUGUAUACUGAAGCACUCAACAGUGGAAUAUAUGAUGUUGCCAUUUACGGUUCAUAUUAUUUUUAUGUAGUUCACCUUUAAAGGCAAACAAUACUUUGUUCUAA
Molecule: messenger RNA, 1895 nt
Organism: Spea bombifrons (plains spadefoot toad)
Lineage: Eukaryota; Metazoa; Chordata; Amphibia; Anura; Pelobatidae
Product: cryptochrome-1-like
Exons: 11
Coding region: 138-1802 (554 amino acids)
Biological process (GO): circadian regulation of gene expression; entrainment of circadian clock by photoperiod
Cellular component (GO): nucleus; cytoplasm
Molecular function (GO): DNA binding; FAD binding
Source: RefSeq, a predicted model, not a curated record